UAGAGGAAAAAUACCCAAAAAAACCCACAUAAGUGAUUUCACAAAACAAAACCCCUCCCUUCCCGUUUCCCUCCUAUUCUUUGGCAGCCCCCAGCAGCAGCUCUAAAACAGACCUCAUCAAUCAAUCCUUAUCCAUGGCAGCCACCGAUCCAACUCAAUUACAGAAACUCUCCCUUCUCCUCGGUCCCGACCCGAGUCACUUGGAAUCCCUACUAAACAGCCUUAUGUCAUCUUCCAACGAGCAGCGCUCUACCGCUGAGUCACUUUUCAAUCUCUGCAAAGAAGCCAAUCCCGACUCGCUCCUCCUUAGACUCGCUCACCUUCUCUCAUCUUCUUCUCUCUCCGAGAUUCGUGCUAUGUCCGCUAUUCUCCUUCGUAAACAUCUCACACGCGUCAAUGACUCCUUUUUAUAUCCGAAACUUAGCGAGUCAACUCGUUCUACAAUUAAACACAUGCUUCUAUCUUCUCUCCAGCAAGAAACGGCAAAAUCUAUAACUAAAAAAAUAAACGACACCAUCUCAGAACUUGCUGCUUCUAUUUUGCCUGAUGGAGGAUGGCCUGAGUUGCUACCGUUUAUGUUUCAGUGUGUGACUACACAGAAUUUUAAUUUACAAGAAUCAGCUCUUUUGAUUUUUGCAAGAUUGGCUCAAUUUAUUGGUGAAACUUUAUUUCCUUAUUUGACUACUCUACAUGAACUGUUCUUUAAUUGUUUAAGUAAUUCAACUAGCGCGGAUGUUAGAAUUGCUGCUUUGAAUGCAUCUGUUAGUUUUAUACAAUGUUUGUCGAGUAAUAAUGACCGUGAAAAGUUUCAAGAUUUGUUACCAUUGAUGAUGCGUGCUUUGACGGAGGCAUUGAAUAGUCAACAAGAGGUAACAGCACAAGAAGCACUUGAAUUGUUGAUUGAAUUAGCAGGGAGUGAGCCUAGGUUUUUGAGGAAGCAAAUUGUUGAAGUUGUAGGGUCAAUGUUGCAAAUUGCGGAGGCAGAGAGUUUAGAAGAAGGAACGAGACAUUUGGCUAUAGAGUUUGUGAUUACAUUAGCUGAGGCACGAGAGAGGGCACCUGGAAUGAUGAGAAAGUUGCCGCAGUUUGUGCAUAGGUUGUUCAUGGUGUUAAUGGGAAUGUUAUUGGAUAUAGAAGAUGAUCCUGUGUGGCAUAGCGCUGAGGUUGAGGAUGAGGAUGCUGGUGAGACUAGUAAUUAUGGGUUUGGACAGGAGUGUUUGGAUAGGCUAUCCAUUUCUCUUGGUGGGAAUACUGUUGUUCCUGUUGCCUCCGAGGUUUUGCAGGCUUUCUUGGCGGCUCCGGAGUGGGAGAAGCAUCAUGCUGCGCUUAUUGCCAUUGCACAAAUUGCUGAGGGUUCAUCUAAGGUGAUGAUAAAGAAUCUUGAGCAGGUAGUUUCUAUGGUCUUAAACUCAUUCCAAGAUCCCCACCCCCGAGUGAGGUGGGCAGCUAUAAAUGCCAUUGGACAAUUGUCAACUGAUCUGGGUCCAGAUUUGCAAGUGAAGUAUCAUCAGAGAGUGCUGCCUGCUUUAGCUGGAGCAAUGGAUGAUUUUCAAAAUCCUCGAGUUCAGGCUCAUGCUGCUUCAGCAGUUCUCAACUUCAGUGAAAAUUGCACCCCUGAUAUACUGGCGCCAUACUUGGAUGGAAUUGUUAGCAAACUUCUUAUACUCCUACAGAAUGGGAAGCAAAUGGUGCAAGAGGGUGCCUUGACGGCUUUAGCAUCAGUUGCUGAUUCAUCACAGGAGCAAUUUCAGAAAUAUUAUGUUGCUGUAAUGCCUUACUUGAGAACUAUACUGUUGAGUGCAAAUGACAAGUCUAAUCGUAUGCUUCGUGCUAAAGCUAUGGAAUGCAUUAGUCUGGUUGGGAUGGCUGUUGGAAGAGAUAAAUUUACAGAUGAUGCUAGACAGGUUAUGGAUUUCCUAAUGUCACUGCAAGGAACUCAAAUGGAAGCAGAUGAUCCAACAACAAGCUACAUGCUACAAGCAUGGGCCAGACUAUGCAAGUGUCUUGGGCAGGAUUUUCUUCCAUAUAUGCAAGUUGUCAUGCCGCCUUUGCUUCAGUCAGCACAAAUUAAGCCUGAUGUGACCAUUACUUCUGCAGAUUCUGAUGUUGAUAUUGAUGAUGACGAUGACAGCAUUGAAACAAUCACUCUUGGAGACAAGAGAAUAGGAAUCAAGACUAGUGUUCUGGAGGAAAAAGCUACAGCUUGUAACAUGCUUUGCUGCUAUGCUGAUGAAUUGAAGGAAGGAUUUUUCCCAUGGAUUGAUCAGGUUGCUACUACUAUGGUUCCUCUUCUUAAAUUUUAUUUCCAUGAAGAAGUAAGGAAGGCAGCUGUUUCAGUUAUGCCGGAGCUACUAUGUUCAGCUAAGCUUGCCAUAGAGAAGGGUCAAUCUCAAGGACGUAAUGAGUCAUAUUUAAAGCAAUUAUCUGAUUACAUAAUACCAGCUUUGGUGGAGGCCUUACAUAAGGAGCCAGAGGUAGAAAUUUGUACAAGCAUGUUGGAUGCAUUGAGCGAAUGCAUACAGUUUUCCGGUCCUCUUUUGGAUGAAAAGCAAGUGAGGUCCAUUGUAGAUGAGAUAAAACAGGUCAUCACAGCCAGCGCAACUAGAAAACAGGAAAGAGUAGAGAGGGCCAAAGCAGAGGACUUUGAUGCAGAAGAAGAGGAGUUAUUAAAGGAAGAAAAUGAGCAAGAAGAAGAACUCUUUGAUCAGGUCGGGGAUUUGUUGGGCGCGCUAAUUAAGACAUUCAGGGUCUCUUUCUUGCCUUUAUUCGAUGAGAUUUCCUCAUACAUAACGCCUAUGUGGGGUAAGGAUAAAACAGCAGAAGAGAGGAGAAUUGCAACUUGUAUAUUUGAUGAUGUGGUGGAGCAAUGCCGUGAUGCUGCUCUUAAAUAUUAUGGUACUUAUGUUCCUUUCCUUUUGGAAGCCUGCAAUGAUGAAAAUCCAGAUGUUCGCCAGGCAGCUGUUUAUGGUGUUGGUGUUUGUGCGGAGUUUGGAAGAUCUGUGUUUAAGCCAUUUGUCGGAGAAGCCCUUUCUAAGUUAAAUAUUGUAAUAAGUGAUCCUAAUAAACUUCAUGCGGACAAUGUAAUGGCAUAUGACAAUGCUGUUUCAGCUCUUGGAAAAAUAUGCCAGUUCCAUCGGGACAGUAUAAAUGCAUCACAGGUAGUGCCGGCCUGGUUAAGGUGCUUACCCUUAAAGAGUGAUUUAAUUGAGGCCAAGCUUGUGCACGAUCAGCUUUGCUCAAUGGUUGAAAGGUCAGAUAUAGAACUUUUGGGACUGAACAAUCAAUAUCUUCCCAAAAUAAUACUUGUUUUUGCUGAGGUCAUAUGUGCAGGCAAAGACUUGGCCACGGAGCAAACUGCUAAUAGAAUGAUUAAUUUAUUGAGGCAACUUCAGCAAAUGUUACCGCCUGCUACCCUAGCUUCAACUUGGUCAUCCUUAGAGCCACAGCAGCAACUUGCUUUGCAAUCUAUUCUGUCUUCUUAGUUCCCGAGGAGAUGUUGGGUAUAUCAUUGUUAUUUCUUUGAUGAAGAUCUGCUUGGUGUAGCCACAUUGAGUCAUCCGUGGUUCCUUUGCAUUUGUGGGUAUGUCAAUUCUUUCUUAUUAGGAAGAAGUUGUCUCCGGUCGAUUGUGUUCCUUCUCUGUUGGUGGGCAUGUCGUUGUUUUUUGGGGAAGCUGUUGUCUCUACUGCUGGCAUAUUUGCGUGUUAAUAUCUCCCAAUUCUUUUUCCAUCAACUUCUCCUCGAAAGAAAUUUCUGUUAGAGUGGUUCUCGAGUCGAUAUGAAAGUGAAAUAGUUUUGUCGUAGGGAUGUGUAUAGCAGUAGUACUAUCCAUUAUUUGAGUGAAAGGAAUAAAUAGAAAUUUACAUAUUUGUAGGCCUCUAGUUGGUUUGGCUGAGGUUGAGGCUUGUGAGUGAGGCUAUUCCUGUAACAAUAUUGGUGCUCUGUAUUCUUCAGGAUGCGGAAUAUUUCAAUAUAGAGAUUUAUUUAUGUUCUA
Messenger RNA from Ricinus communis (castor bean), 3992 nucleotides. Its product is annotated as importin-5. Gene Ontology annotation, cellular component: nucleus; cytoplasm. The record is from RefSeq and is a predicted model, not a curated record. Gene Ontology annotation, molecular function: small GTPase binding; nuclear import signal receptor activity. Gene Ontology annotation, biological process: protein import into nucleus. Bases 135 to 3482 code for a protein of 1115 amino acids. The transcript has 20 exons. Lineage: Eukaryota; Viridiplantae; Streptophyta; Magnoliopsida; Malpighiales; Euphorbiaceae.